This is a messenger RNA of Spodoptera exigua (beet armyworm), 1963 nucleotides long. NCBI's taxonomy places the organism in Eukaryota, Metazoa, Arthropoda, Insecta, Lepidoptera, Noctuidae. The record is from the annotation of a GenBank genome assembly.
AUUUAAAAAAAUCUUGAAGGUAGCUUGACAAAUUGACACUUGACAAUUAACUUUUGAAAGACAGAAUGAAAUUGACAGUAAAUAAUAUUAUUAUGAAAAUAAAUCGUGUGUGGUGUUUGUAAAAUUAUAAUUUCGAACAAAUGUUGUAUGUAAUUAUUUUAAAAGUUGAAAACUGAAAACUCAAUAAACUUUGUUUAACUAACAUGGCAGAUAAAAAGAAGAAAAUAUAUACCGCAAAGGACACUACUACGCCUAGACGGCCUAUGAUAUUGAAAUCAGAUCGCGAAACUGCGAAGGACCCGGCUAAAGAGAAACAGGAAAAGGAAAAACAGCCCACCAUAAUAUUGAAGACCAGAGAGCAGAGUACUCCAAAAGAGGAACGUCCUCUUAGUCCUAAAACUAUUAAAACUUCAACCUCUGAAGGAGAUGGCCCUCAUCCAUGUAAAAUUGCGCAAAAUGAAAACAAAGAGAAGAAAGCAACUGAGCAAAAACCCAGUCCUCCUUUGAAAUACAUGACUGAACCUGUGAAGCUACUGGAUGAGAACCUAGAACUAAAUCACAGUGCUUUAGAGUUCUUACAUGACUCAAGCACUAACUAUUUAGUGGUUGGAAUUAUUGGUACCCAAGGUGUCGGGAAGUCAAUGAUCCUCAACCUGAUUGGUGCCAAUGCUCAUGACCAGAGUGUAUGCACUCAAAUAUUGAACUCUCAUGAAAUGCCCCAAGAAAAGACAUUUGACAGUAAUGAGAUGGGCCCCUUAGAAAACCAACUGGAAAGUUUAGACUUUCGUGAAGUGCCAGAUGUGAAAGGAACUGAGAAAACUGACAAUAUCUUUAAAUUUAAGAUGCAAGACAUUGAACAAAUUGAGAGGGGUGUUCAUUGCACAAAAGGAAUCGACAUGUACAUAACGAAGGACCGAGUGAUACUCCUCGACUGCCAAGCAUUGUGGUCACCCUCACUCAUUGAAGAAUCUAACACAGCAGUAACAGCUAGAAGUGCUAACGUAGUGACAGUGGACUGUCUUCAAAUAGCAUCUUAUUUGAUGGCUAUAUGCCAUGUACUUAUUGCUGUUCAGGAUUGGUUCACAGAUUAUAACUUCUUAAGGUACAUCCAAGCGGCUGAAAUGCUAAAACCGUCUCUGUCGGCUUCUAAUACAGCUCAGAGUAAUCAGGAAGGUUCGGAGUCGACAGGAGGCGGGGAGAGUCACCCUCACUUAUUGCUGUUACAUAAUCGUUGCCAGCUUGAAGAUUAUACUCCGGAGUCUUUGCGCAUCAUGCAAGAUCUAUAUAGAAAAGCAUUCCUAAAGUCCAAUCUGCAGUUGAACUCUGGGAUUUACAUGUACAGCGACACAAACAAGAACAAUUUGAACGUCGACAGCGUGUGCAAAGGUUACAGCGUGCAAACGUGCGGGACGCCCAUUAAUUUGUUCCUACUUCCGGAAAUAUACGCUGACUUUGAUAACCCGGAAAUAUACCGUGGACAUCCCCCAUUCGAGCAACUGGCGAAUCGACUUCGAUGGAUGAUCCUCGGCGUCAAUAGGCAUCAAAUCACUAAUGUACCCAAUCUUUCAGAGAAGGGAUGGUUCCACUACUGCAGCAAAGCUUGGGAGACGAUUCGGAAGUGCACUUUCUUCAUGGAAUAUGAAAGGUUCUUACCGUGAAUACUAAUUGUCGUAAGCGUGUAUUAUUUUGAUACCACCUGACCCGAUAUCGCGCAGGUGUAGCGCAGCUGUUGUGAUAAGGCAUUAAAAAACCGAUUGAUCAUUUUACAAAUAUUUUAAUUCUGAACAGCUGAAGAAAAUAAUUUAAUGUACAGUUUGUAAUUUUAGUCAUAAGACCCAAUAAACGGAUGUAGUCAAAAGUGCGUUUUCAUUGUCAUUGAUAUACACUAUCUAUAAGCGGCUUGCGUCGUUGCUCGGGUGGUUUAUACGCAUGUUGGUAAACGCUCGCUAGUCGCCAGUGUUCA